AGCCAAAAGAGAUUGAAUACUCGCGAGAUAAAGUAAAACCUGCCUUUCGUUCCUCCUAAAAAAGCUCCAACCUUUUUACAAUCAAUCACUGAACUUCGCUCCGAGAAUCAAUGGCGGCGGCGGCUGCAGCGACGACGAUCGGUUUCCCGCAGGCGUAUCUGGAGGGUAAAGAGGUGAAGGAGACGAGUUCGCUGGUGACUGAGCUCUGCCGUCAUUUCUACACACAAGGUUGGGUUUCUGGAACAGGCGGUAGCAUCACCAUGAAGGUUCACGAUGCUUCUAUCCCUAAACCCGAUCAACUCAUCAUCAUGUCCCCUUCAGGUGUUCAAAAGGAGAGGAUGCAACCUGAGGAUAUGUACAUUUUAUCUCCUAAUGGAUCAAUCAUAUCUACACCUUCUCCGAAGCCUUACCCUAAUAAGCCUCCCAAGUGUACUGAUUGUGCUCCUCUUUUCAUGAAGAACAGGCGGCUUUCUUUGGGGAAACGCUUGCGAAAACUCGGUUACAAGGCAUAUGAGAUGCGAAAUGCUGGAGCUGUUAUUCAUAGCCAUGGCAUGGAAUCUUGUCUUGUGACAAUGCUUAACCCACAAGCCAAAGAAUUUCGUAUAACUCACAUGGAGAUGAUAAAAGGGAUUCAAGGUCACGGAUACUAUGACGAACUUGUUGUCCCGAUCAUAGAGAACACAGCUUAUGAGAACGAACUAACAGAUUCACUCACCAAAGCUAUAGAAGCCUAUCCAAAAGCAACCGCAGUGUUGGUACGCAAUCAUGGAGUCUACAUUUGGGGUGAUUCUUGGAUCCAUGCUAAGACACAGGCUGAAUGUUACCACUAUCUGUUCGAUGCUGCCAUCAAGCUUCAUCAACUGGGUCUGGAUGCUGCUACACCAGACCAUGGGCCUAUUCGAAGUCCCACAAAAUUCUCUGUAAAAUCAGGAGUCAAGGAUUCACAAAACCAAACAGAACCACCUCGGAGAUGCAUUGUCCUGGACAUUGAAGGAACAACUACGCCCAUAACAUUCGUCACAGAUGUUCUCUUUCCCUAUGCUCGUGAAAACGUUGGAAAGCAUUUGAAUUUGACGUACGACACAGCAGAAACACAAGAGGAUAUCAAGUUGUUGCGGUCUCAGGUUGAAGAAGACUUGAGAGAGGGUUUAGCCGGUGCUGUUCCUAUACCUCAUGCUGAUGAAGGAAAAGAGAAGGUCAUUGCAGCUGUGGUCUCUAAUGUAGAGGCAAUGGUCAAAGCCGAUAGAAAGAUCACUGCUUUAAAGGAAUUGCAAGGUCACAUAUGGAGAACAGGUUUUGAAUGUAAUGAACUGAAGUCUGUUGUUUUCGACGAUGUAGCAGAGGCUCUAGAGAAAUGGCAUUCUUCAGGAAUAAAGGUUUACAUAUAUUCUAGUGGUAGUCGAUUAGCGCAAAGGCUUCUCUUUGGGAACACAAACUAUGGAGACCUGAGGAAGUAUUUAUCAGGCUUUUUCGACACUACAAUCGGAAACAAGAAAGAAAGCAAGAGUUACAAGGAGAUUACAGAAACAUUGGGAGUGGAUGAUCCUUCAGAGAUUCUUUUUGUCACAGAUGUUUAUCAAGAAGCUACUGCUGCAAAAGCUGCAGGUCUGGAGGCAGUUAUAUCGAUUCGACCUGGUAACGCUUCUCUUCCAGAGAGUCACGGGUUCAAGACUGUCACAUCGUUCUCCCAAAUUUAGAGAUUCCUCUAUAUAUGGUUCCUAUGGUGUUGUAUUUCACAUGAGCACAGUUACCAAAUAAAAUAGACUUGGUAAUAAAUAUAAAUGUGGAGCUCAGCUUGACAAAGCUCAAAUCCGAUUAGUUUGUGAAAUGAAUAAAGUUUGGUCUAUGCAUGUUACAAUACUUGACAGGAUUGAUUUGAGUGACAAUGCUUAUAGAUCGGACCUCAUGUUGAGAUC
Raphanus sativus (radish) is the source of this 1916-nucleotide messenger RNA. Its product is annotated as probable bifunctional methylthioribulose-1-phosphate dehydratase/enolase-phosphatase E1. NCBI's taxonomy places the organism in Eukaryota, Viridiplantae, Streptophyta, Magnoliopsida, Brassicales, Brassicaceae. The transcript has 13 exons. Bases 111 to 1697 code for a protein of 528 amino acids. The record is from RefSeq and is a predicted model, not a curated record. Gene Ontology annotation, cellular component: cytoplasm. Gene Ontology annotation, molecular function: magnesium ion binding; acireductone synthase activity.